CGGGGUGGCUGAGAGCAGCACACUCGAGCUGUGACCGCCGCACAGUCAACAACUGCCUUCGUUACUCUCCUCUGAAUAAGCCAACUUUUAAUCACAAGACGCAUUCCAAACAUGCACGGAUACCGAACCUACAACAUGGAGAGCCACCAUGCCCACCACGACGCCAGUCCCGUGGACCAGAAGCCCCUGGUUGUGGACCUCUUGGCCACCCAGUACGGCAAGCCCCAGACACCGCCUCCCUCGCCAAAUGAAUGCCUAUCCAGUCCGGAUAACUCCUUGAACGGCAGCCGCGGCUCGGAGAUUCCCGCCGACCCGUCGGUCCGCCGCUACCGCACCGCCUUCACCCGUGACCAGCUGGGUCGCUUGGAGAAGGAGUUCUACAAGGAGAACUACGUGUCCCGUCCCCGUCGCUGCGAACUGGCCGCCCAACUGAACCUCCCGGAGAGCACGAUCAAGGUGUGGUUCCAGAACCGCCGCAUGAAGGACAAGCGCCAGAGGAUCGCCGUUGCCUGGCCCUACGCAGCCGUCUACUCCGACCCCGCCUUCGCCGCCUCCAUCCUCCAGGCCGCCGCCAACAGCGUGGGCAUGCCCUAUCCGCCCUACGCCCCCGCCGCUGCCGCCGCUGCUGCCGCCGCCGCUGCCGUGGCCACCAAUCCCAUGAUGGCCACCGGAAUGCCUCCGAUGGGCAUGCCCCAGAUGCCCACGAUGCAAAUGCCCGGACACUCGGGACAUGCUGGCCAUCCCUCGCCCUACGGACAGUACCGCUACACGCCCUACCACAUCCCCGCCCGCCCGGCGCCGCCACAUCCCGCUGGCCCUCAUAUGCACCAUCCGCACAUGAUGGGAUCCAGCUCCACGGGAUCGUCGUACUCCGCCGGUGCCGCCGGCCUUUUGGGCGCCCUGCCCUCCGCCUCCUGCUACACCGGACUGGGUGUGGGUGUGCCCAAGACCCAGACGCCGCCGCUGGAUCUGCAGUCGUCCUCAUCGCCGCACUCCUCCACGCUGUCGCUCUCGCCAGUGGGAUCCGAUCACGCCAAGGUGUUCGACCGCAGUCCAGUGGCUCACUCAGCUCCAUCAGUUCCUGCUCCCGCUCCGCUGACUACCACCAGCCCGCUGCCCGCUCCCGGCCUCCUGAUGCCCAGUGCCAAGCGGCCCGCCUCCGACAUGUCGCCGCCGCCGACGACAACCGUGAUUGCGGAGCCCAAGCCGAAGCUCUUCAAGCCCUACAAGACUGAGGCGUAAGCCCGCGAUCCACAUCCCCAUCCUGCUCCCCCAAAGAUUGUACAAACUAGUCUUAGUCUGCCCCAUCUAUUUAUUCCCGAAGAUUGUACAGAUUGUAGAGUAGAUAAUUGUAGUCAUAAUUAAGGCGCAAAAUCAAAUUAAGAAAUAAAUGCGAAAAUAACAUUGAAAAUUA
Molecule: messenger RNA, 1414 nt
Organism: Drosophila sechellia
Lineage: Eukaryota; Metazoa; Arthropoda; Insecta; Diptera; Drosophilidae
Gene: eve
Product: homeobox protein even-skipped
Exons: 2
Coding region: 112-1242 (376 amino acids)
Biological process (GO): regulation of transcription by RNA polymerase II
Cellular component (GO): nucleus
Molecular function (GO): RNA polymerase II cis-regulatory region sequence-specific DNA binding; DNA-binding transcription factor activity, RNA polymerase II-specific
Source: RefSeq, a predicted model, not a curated record